GAAGAUGGCUGACAUCUUAACCAAAAUGGAGCUAUGUCCCUACUGUAUGAAACAAUUUAAACGAUUAAAGUCUCAUUUGCCUUACUGUAAGAAGAUAAGGCCUAUUCUUUCUGAUUCAAACAUUACUUCCAAGGCAGCAGUCCUCCAAGCCCCCAAAAUAAAGGAGCUAUGGAAAAAAUCAGCCAAAGCUAAUGCUGAUGGUGAAGAGGCAUGUAAAGAAAGUCAAAGGAAGAGAAGAAACACAAACCUCAUAAAAGAUAAACCACAUAUUGCUGCCUUCAAAAUGGGAACCAAUGUGCAGACAAGUAAAGACAUGAAGAAGGAAAUUAAACAUACACCCCAGAUAACACAGACUCCUCCUAGACCAGGGAAGGUUUUUUUUCCGGAUAAGAAUGGGCUUCAGCUUUCUGCAACAAAAAAAUUUACAAAAUAUUUACCCAAAUCAAAGGAAGACAAGAGCAAAAGUCCUUCAGAAAAUUGGGAAAGCAGCUCUUCUGAAUGUUCUUCUAUUAAAGAAGAUAAAAGAUAUUCUUCAAGCUUCCACAAUUAUAUCAAAAUUGAGCAGCCAGGACAGAAAAUGCUGACAGAAACAUUAGAUUUGUCUUUCAGUAAUCAAAGUUUUCCUAGUCUUGAAAGAAGUCAAAAUCCUUCUACAACUUUACAAAACAAUGAGAGAGGCCCCAAAACUAGUGACCCCAUCUCAGAAACCUCAUCCAGUGUCAAUAAUUCUGAGACCCAGAGAAGAAACAUAGGACCACCCCUCACAGAUAACUUGUAUAAGGCACUCCAAAUUGGGGGAAUGGAGAACUAUCACAUCAAACGUGGAGCAAAGAAAAAGGAGUUUCACUGUGGGCUAGAUGCAACUAGAAAGGGGAGUUUGAAUAGAGGAUUCGAAGACUUUAAUAAAUCACCUAAGGCAGAAGUACUGAAAUUGGAUUAUGUGAGAGAUGGCCCUAGGAAGCAUGUGAAUAACAGUGACUUAGCUAUGGAGAAGAUACCUUACCAUGAUGAUGAUGAUGAUAUAGCUUUGUUGUCUUCAAGGGGGCCAACUAAUGAAAAGUUUCUUUCUUUGGCAGAAUUUGGUAACCAAAGUCUCUCUGCUUUGGUUUUAAGAUAUCUACAAGAAGAGGAAGAUGAGUACCAGGCUCAGUUCAUUCAAGACAAUCCACCGGAAAGUAAAAGAUCAAUUUCUUCAGAGUCUGAUUCUGAUCAACAACCUAUAAACCCAGACUGGCAUGAUGCUCCUAAAAACUUAACCAGUGGUCAUGGCAAAGCCUCUGGCAACAAGAGCCCACAUAGGUCCCUGGGCCUAGAGUGGUUUCCAGAACUUUAUCCUGGGUAUCUACAUUUGAAAGUAUUACCAAGGAAACCUAAGCAGAGGAAUACUAAUAUCCAGAAACCUCACCACAACUUCCCAGAAAUGGAAGGAUUCUUAAAUGUUCCACUUUUGGAAAAAAGUCUAUUGGAUAUAAAGAUUGGAAACCUUCCAUCCUGGCUUGCAAUGUCCAACUUCUCUUUAAUGGGGCUGCUGGGAACAGUUCAAAAAGCCUGGAUUAAAUACCAAAAAUAUAACAACUUGAAGAAGGGUAGCGUCGGUGGCAUCACAAUGCUCUUUGCUGGAUACUGUGUCCUUUGCUACAGCUGGAGUUUCAAGCACCUGAAGCUGCAGCAUUGGCGCAAGCAGUACUGA
Gracilinanus agilis (Agile Gracile Mouse Opossum) is the source of this 1690-nucleotide messenger RNA. It is a transcript of the gene MTNAP1, whose product is annotated as chromosome 4 C17orf80 homolog. The record is from RefSeq and is a predicted model, not a curated record. The transcript has 4 exons. The coding region runs from base 5 to 1690 and encodes 561 amino acids. Lineage: Eukaryota; Metazoa; Chordata; Mammalia; Didelphimorphia; Didelphidae.